Rhizophagus irregularis DAOM 181602=DAOM 197198 is the source of this 1284-nucleotide messenger RNA. RefSeq lists its product as uncharacterized. Gene Ontology annotation, biological process: protein phosphorylation; signal transduction. NCBI's taxonomy places the organism in Eukaryota, Fungi, Glomeromycota, Glomeromycetes, Glomerales, Glomeraceae. The record is from RefSeq and is a predicted model, not a curated record. Gene Ontology annotation, cellular component: cytoplasm. Gene Ontology annotation, molecular function: protein kinase activity; ATP binding.
AUGCUUUUUUACACUUGUGAAGAAUGUGGAGAGCAAUGUCCUAGUGAAGAUAUCUGGAUUUGGUGCAAACCUUGUAACGCACGUCAUUUUCAACAACACUUCAACAGUUGGACAAGCGGAAAUAGUAUUAUUGAUAAGUUUAUUCAAGAAACACAGCUCAACGCUUUGGACCAUUUUCAAAAAUUGGAGUGGAUUCCCUAUGAACUAUUUACCGACGUUGAAUAUCUAUCACAAGGAGGAUAUGGUAAAGUAUAUAAAGCUACGUGGAAAAAUGGAUAUAUUUAUAAAUGGAAUGUUGAAAAAAAAGACUGGUCAAGGCGCGGUGAACUUCUUGGUGACACUAAAGUUGUUUUAAAAAGUUUAUUCAAUUCAAAGGAAAUUCCUCCUGAAUUUUUCGACGAGAUUAAACAUCAAAUACAAUCAAUCGGUACGAAAGGAGGAUACAAAAUCAUUCCAUGUUACGGAAUAACUAAGGAUCCAGCAACCGAAGAUUUUAUGAUGGUAAUGAGAUUUGCAGAAGAGGGGAGUCUUCGGAAUUAUUUAAAUAAAAAUUUUUUUUCAAUGGACUGGUAUCAGAAACUUAAAAUAUUGUAUGGAAUACUUAAAGGACUUGAUGAUAUCCACAAUGCUGGGUUGACUCACCGUGAUUUCCAUAGUGGAAAUAUAGUAUUAUUCAACUUUGAGGAUACAUGUAUUACAGACUUUGGUUUAUGCAAACCCAUAAAUCAUGAGUCUUCCAAAAAAGAACGACCAGUCUUUGGAGUCUUACCUUAUGUCUCGCCCGAAGUGUUGUGUAAACAUGAAUAUACACAAUCGGCAGAUAUCUAUUCAUUUGGAAUUCUCAUGAAUGAAAUGUCAUCAGGUUUACCACCUUACAAAGAUAUUCCUCAUGAUAUUCAUCUUGCGAUGAAUGUCUGUCAAGGUCUCCGUCCACACAUUAACGCUGAUAUUACACCUAAAUUGUUCAUCCAAUUAACUAAACGAUGCUGGGAUGCCAAGCCCGAAAAUCGACCAACUUCUCAUGAUUUAAAGUAUCAAAUUGGUAAAUGGUUUGGAGUUUUUGAAUCGGAAGAAUAUGAUGAAUUUUGGAGUCAGGUUAGAGAAAUUGAACAACGACAAAAAAUUGAUUCAUCAGGAUCUAGUCCUCCAACAUCAGAAAUUACUUACACAACGCAUCCUCAGGCCAUUUAUAAAAGUCGUCUUUUACCACUUUUACCAAAUCAUCCUUCUCAAUUUGAAAAUGCUGAUUCGAGAUUAAUUGAUUUGGAGAUUCCAGAUUUAUAA